Messenger RNA from Macrosiphum euphorbiae (potato aphid), 252 nucleotides. The record is from the annotation of a GenBank genome assembly. NCBI's taxonomy places the organism in Eukaryota, Metazoa, Arthropoda, Insecta, Hemiptera, Aphididae.
AUGGAAGUUGUCUGUGACGUAAACUCAAAGAAAAGCGACCAGCACGUGGAUAUGCGGCCUGCUCGCGUUGCCAGGGAUAAUGUUGAUAUUAAGAAACUGAGUGAUUGGUUUUUAGAACAUUCACCAUUCCCUGAGACGCAAGAGCUGAUGUCAAUCAGUUCAGUGGCUGUUGGGGCAAGGUGUAAACUGUUACAUAGCGUGAUCAAUUGGUAUAACCUGCUUGAAAAAUUCCUUGGAAAAAGGAAAUUUUGA